AUGAAGCCGUCUACUCAACCAUUGCCUCCCGAUCACGUUGAAAAGUCCAACUCCACCGCGAGCCUCUUUUUAGGUGGUGUGCGGAGGAACUGGAUGGCCGCAUCCCGUCCAACUUCAAAUACUUGUUGCGAUGUCCCUCCACCAAAAGGCACUGCGUCGCCGGACCCCGAACUUCCGGAAGUUGCGCCCAUGUCCCCCGUCACACCGGGGGCCAUGCUGCCAUCGGCGCCAGUUACUGCAGUGACAGCGGUCCCUGCCCCCAAGAAAUCCGAUCCUCCAACAACUGCGCUUCCAUCUCCCGUACCAAGUGCAGACUCUCAUCCAAGUCCGGCUAUUAGCCACCCAUCAACGGCUAGUCCCGCCGUCGCUGCUGCUCCACCGGUCGCGAAUCCUCAUCCACCCCCAACCCCAACAUACGUCACGAAUGAGGCUGGCCCUCGCCUGCCAAACCAACCUGGGAUGACCCAAGUCUCACAAGAUUCUCCAGGGACCCCAAUCGCACGUUCAAGCCCCCAGAGAAGGGCAAAUGCGCUGCCCCAGCCCAUGCAGGCCAAGGCGACAGUCCCAAACGGUCGGAGCUCAGGCCCAGAUCAGUUCACAUGGAAGAGAUGGCAAAUUUGGGUAGAGCAAGUGAGGAGGAAAGCGUCGAAUUCUCGGUCCGCCGUUGCCGCCCCUCGAGCAGAACUGCUGUACGACGCCUGCAUGGCCAAAGACCUUUUUUAUCUGGUGCUGCAUCAGGUGUUCUGUUGCGUAUCCUUGGGCGAUACAGUGUUCUUGGACCUGCCCUCGCUCAGUUCAGAAUGGUGUCAAAGGGGCUUUGGCCGGGUCGCGGAGCUGUUGGAGAAUAACAAUAAGCUUCCCAAGGGGCUCCUCGUUCUCUUUGCCCAGUUCCCGAUCACGCCAGAGGACAUGAAAGAACAAGGCUGGUACCAACGGACAGUGCAAGAGGUUGCUGAUUUCCUCCCGCUGCUGGCAUCGCGCUUCACGAGUUGCGAUUGUCGGUUUUACAUCGAGGUGGCCAAACGGCGCUUUCCGCCGUUGGUGCAUGAGAUGAAGCGAGAAUUCCAACUCAAUUCGCCCGUAUUCAUGAGUGUAAUAUUUGCUUCCAUGGGUCGGCAACUAUACGAUGGCUCCAGUUUCUUGGCGUUGAAUCAGCUGUUCAAGGAAAAUCUGGCUCUCGAACGGACUGGCUUGGACAAGGAUUCUCAUCAUCGGUUAAUCGAUGCUUACCGAAAUAUUCCAAUGAAAGGCCUCCCACAACAAGCGACGUUGCCCAUUCUCCAGGUUCCGGCUACAACUUCGGCCUCUCAAUAUCCUCAACCUGAAGUCACGCAACUCUCUAGAAACCAACCUUCAUCAGCGAGCCUAAGACCAGCAAGUCCCAGCCAGGUCAGGCGUGAAAUUGUUCAAGGGCCAUCAAAUAGAUCACAAGUACCUCCGAAUGCACAGGCCAGGCAAUUCCUAGCUAUUCAAUCCCCAGCUAUUCAACUCUCAGCUGCUCAGCACCCAGCUAGCCAACCCCCAGCUAGCCAACCCCCAGCUGGCCGAUCUCCGGCCAUGCAACCUUCAGCCAAUCGACCUCCGCCGAUAGUCACUGUCCCCUAUGGCCAUUCUCCGUAUCAGUACCCUUCACAGCAGGUACAGCAGCAGCCCUUCACGCCAAUGCCGCCAAUGCCCCAUUAUCCACAAAUGUCGCCAGCACAGCAAGGUCAAAUGGUAAGCAUGCCUCCACAGCCCGGCCAUAUACCUGGGUAUGCUUGGCAUCCUGCUCCCAACCCUCAGACACAAGCACAGCAACGGGAGUUUCUUCGGUCCUACGUACCUCCGUCAGCAUAUACAAUUCCCAAUUCAGCCCAGCAGAAUGUGUCUUCCCAAGGAGGCGCUUCCGACGGCCACCACCGAGAGAAUCAGGUGCCAUUGCAAACUUAUCAGACAUAUCUAAGAAACCAGCCGAUGCCUUCUCCGCACCAAGUUCAGUCGCCAAAUUCACGAUCUCCUCAAACCCAUUCUUCCUCAACCGCGUCCCUCUUGCCGCCUGUUGGAUAUCGUCUCCCACCGUCUGUUCCGCCAAACCCCAUGCGUCUCGGGCUACACCAGGCCGAUCUUCGUGACCCGAUAAAGAAGUGCGUGAAGAAAGGGCCCGGGGGCGAAAUGCGGGAAGCCGAGCUUUAUCAUUAUGUGAGCCAUUUUGCUCUGGAUCCUUCUGCCAUCGACCCCGAGGACUACAAUUAUGUUUGGAAUUUCUCCGUGUCUGCCGAUGAUAUGACGAGACGCCCACGCCCAGUAGAGACGUCUGCCAAGGAAGGCUUCCGUCGCAUCCUCACAUACCAAUCCGGUUGCCGAACCUUUCGUCUGCGAUGUAUCGCACUCCCAGCUUCGGAGGACCCCAAACAUGCAAAGACCCUGUGGCAUACGGCAUCUACAACUUGGCCUAGCGUGUUCUAUAUUCAUCUCAACGGCAGGGAAUUUACUCCCUGCCGGAAGGUUCACAAUGGAAAGGAUCUGCCUUUGGAUAUAACCUUGGAUCUUCGCGAGGGUGAAAACAAGCUGCAAGUUGACCUUCUUCUUGGACCAGAUGAAUGUCAGAAAAUACGGUACUACUUCGGUAUUGAAACAAUGGACGUCUCUCGGUUUGACUUGGUGCGUAGCCUCGUCCGAGCCCUCCCGGCUGAGAUUGUGCGUGAAAAAAUUCAAAAGCGUCUCAACCAGGCCACUGACGAUGAUGACGUGGCUGUUGUGACCAACAACCUGAGUAUAAGUUUGAUUGAUCCUUUCACUGCACAGAUCUGCCAGACGCCUGCCCGCUCCACUUACUGUGACCACCAGGAAUGUUUCGAUCUUGAAACCUUCAUCAAGACUCGAAAAUCUAUCAGCGGGCCGACCCCGAUGAACGAUAAUUGGAAAUGUCCUAUCUGUAACGCCGAUGCUCGCCCACAGCUACUGGUCCUGGAUCGAUUCCUUGAGGAUAUUCGCAUGCAGCUUAUCCAGAGGGACCAAUUGGAAGGUGCCCAGUCCAUCCUAAUCAAGCCGGAUGGCACAUGGUCCGUGAAGGCUACCAGGGAUGAACAGGCAUCUCGAGAGAAGACACCAUGUUUGCCCUUGGCCAAGCGCAAAGCAGAUGGUCUGAGAACACCACCAGGGAAUGCAGCUUCGCGAAUCAAACUUGAGGAACAACAGUCUCCUGAAUAUCAGCCUCCGGAGCGAGUGUACCUUGAACAACAACUUCCGGAACGAAUCAUUAUUGAGAUCGACUAA
Messenger RNA from Penicillium longicatenatum, 3255 nucleotides. Its product is annotated as MIZ zinc finger domain protein. The coding region runs from base 1 to 3255 and encodes 1084 amino acids. The transcript has a single exon. Gene Ontology annotation, biological process: protein sumoylation. Gene Ontology annotation, molecular function: SUMO ligase activity; zinc ion binding. NCBI's taxonomy places the organism in Eukaryota, Fungi, Ascomycota, Eurotiomycetes, Eurotiales, Aspergillaceae. The record is from RefSeq and is a predicted model, not a curated record.